Molecule: messenger RNA, 1306 nt
Organism: Malurus melanocephalus (red-backed fairy wren)
Lineage: Eukaryota; Metazoa; Chordata; Aves; Passeriformes; Maluridae
Product: zinc finger protein 239-like
Exons: 1
Biological process (GO): regulation of transcription by RNA polymerase II
Molecular function (GO): RNA polymerase II cis-regulatory region sequence-specific DNA binding; DNA-binding transcription factor activity
Source: RefSeq, a predicted model, not a curated record
GAAGAGGAGGAGUAGCAGGAGGAAGAGGAAUGUGACGAAUAGUAAGGAUACAGGAGGAGGGGAUGGAGCAGGAAUAGGAGGCACCACAAGGUUCUACCACUCUCUGUAUCUGCAGGUGACCAGGGAGGGGGAUCCACGAUUUUCACGGGCAUAAAAAUGGAUGUUUCUGAGGUUUAUUGGGCUAAAUGUUGAUGCCUUUUAUUUUGGGGGGGCUAAAUCUUUUUAUUUGGGAAGGUGUUUUGGGUUAAUCUUGUUGAUUUGGGACUUUUGGGGCCGUGUCUGUAUCUCAGGGGUAUUUUUGGCAGCACCUUGGUGUUUUAUAACUUUUUAUGGACACAAGAUGUCCGGUGACUUUCUGAGAUGGACCUGGGCAUGAGGAACCCCAGCCCAAGAUGCUCAUCCCUUGCUUCUCCCCUAAAACCAGGAUUUAUCAUUCCCAAGGUGUGGCUGGAUGGAAGAGGAGGAGAAGCCCCAGAGAUCCCACAGGAGGAGAAGCUGCAAACCCAGCCCAGGGAGCUGUGAGGAGAAAAGACCCUCCCUGUGCCAGGAAAGCAGCCAGAGAUCCAGGCAGAGCUCAGAGCUGGGGGAGAAGCCCCACAAGUGUGGGGAAUGUAGGAAGGGCUUCAGAUGCAACUCUGACUUGAUCCGGCACCAAAUGAUCCACACAGGGGAGAGGCCCUUCGAGUGUGGGGAGUGUGGGAAGAGCUUCAGGCAGAGCUUCAAGCUGAUCCAGCACCAGAUGAUCCACACCCGGGAAUGGCCCUACGAAUGUGGGAAAUGUGGGAAGGGCUUCAGAGACACCUUCGAGCUGAUGGAACAUCAGAACUUCCACACUGGAGAGAGGCCCUACGAGUGUCCCAAGUGUGGGAAGAGCUUCACCUGCAGCUCCUACCUCCUUCUGCAUCAGAGGAUCCACACAAGGGAGAGGCCCUAUGAGUGUUCCCAGUGUGGGAAGAGCUUCAGCCGGAGCUUCCAGCUCCUUCUGCACCAGAGGAUCCACACGGGGGAGAGGCCCUGUCAGUGUCCCCAGUGUGGGAAGAGGUUUCGGAGCAGGUCCAAUCUCCUUGUCCAUGAGCGGAUUCACACGGAUGAGAGACCCUUCCAAUGCCCCGAGUGUGGGAAGGGCUUCAAGGACAGGUCCACCCUCACAAAACACCRGCUCAUCCACAGCGGAGAGCAGCCCUGUGAGUGUCCCCAGUGUGGGAAGAGGUUUCAGAGAAGUUCCACUCUCCUCCGCCAUGAGCGGAUUCACACAGAUGAGAGCCCCUUCCGCUGCCCCAAGUGUGGGAAGGGCUUCAAGGAGAAC